AUGAUCGCUACUAAUCCGUUGGAAAUUAUAGUCAUUGGUGCCGGAUUAAUUGGGCCUAGACAUGCGGAACAUGUUAAGAAACAUCCCGUGGCCCAUUUAUUUGGAAUAAUCGACCCUAACCCUGCAGCAGCUGAAAUAGCUUCGAAUUUGGAUACCGAUUAUUUCCCUUCUAUUUCCGAUUUGGUACAAUUUUGUAAAACUAAUGAACUCAAUCUUCCAGACGGUGCCAUUGUUUGUACUCCAAACCAUACCCAUGUUGUUAUUAGUGCCGAACUUGCUUCUUAUGGUAUCCAUUUGCUUGUGGAAAAACCACUUAGUUCUACUCCAGAACAACUGGCUGCCAUUCGAGAUUAUGCUGAGUCCAAAAACGUAAAGUUAUUGGUGGGGCAUCAUAGACGCUUUAAUCCUUUUAUUGUUGAAACAAAGAAAAACAUUGAUAAAGUGGGCCAACUCAUUGCCCUUCAAGGCUCUUGGGCUUUAAAAAAACCUGAAGAUUAUUUUAUCAAGGGUCUCUGGAGAACUGAUGCCAAAACUGGUGGGGGCUCACUUUUAAUUAAUUUGGUACAUGAUGUUGAUGUGUUACAAUAUUUAAUUGGACCUAUUGAAAGAGUUUAUGCGGAAGUGUUGGAUAAACAAAGGGAUCAUUAUCCAAAUGCAGACGAGGGUGCUGUACUUACCUUACGUUUUAAAAAUGGAUGUUGUGGAACAUUUAUUUGUUCUGAUAACGUUACUUCACCUUUUAAUUUUGAAUCAGGUACCGGUGAAAACCCCCUGAUCCCCUUUCAUGAUCAAUUGGAAGGGGUGUACCGUAUCUUUGGCUCCAAAGGUACAUUGUCAGUCCCAGACUUGAAUCUUUAUCACCAACCACUAGAAAAGGAACCUUCUUGGAAUUGUCCUGUAGAAAGGACUCCGUUGGUUGAUAAUAGAUUUGAAACUUUGUUUAGCAAUAUGCCUUUUGAUUUACAAUUGGAUCAUUUUGUCGAUGUCAUUAGAGGCAAACAAGAACCUUCUUGUAGUGCCAAUGAUGGAAUGGCUGCUUUACUUUGCAUUGAAGCCAUUAUCAAAUCCAUUGACACUGGUCUUCCUCAAUUGGUUAAACAAGUGGAUGACAUCAAACCUGAUUUCUCAUGCCUUGGUCUUGAGAAGCUUAAGAAUGGCUCUGCCUGA
Molecule: messenger RNA, 1167 nt
Organism: Lizanozyma spartinae
Lineage: Eukaryota; Fungi; Ascomycota; Pichiomycetes; Serinales; Debaryomycetaceae
Exons: 1
Coding region: 1-1167 (388 amino acids)
Molecular function (GO): nucleotide binding
Source: RefSeq, a predicted model, not a curated record